Monosiga brevicollis MX1 is the source of this 1216-nucleotide messenger RNA. RefSeq lists its product as uncharacterized. The transcript has 5 exons. Gene Ontology annotation, biological process: L-valine catabolic process. Gene Ontology annotation, molecular function: NAD binding; NADP binding; 3-hydroxyisobutyrate dehydrogenase activity. NCBI's taxonomy places the organism in Eukaryota, Choanoflagellata, Craspedida, Salpingoecidae. The record is from RefSeq and is a predicted model, not a curated record. The annotation marks the transcript as partial. Gene Ontology annotation, cellular component: mitochondrion.
AUGGUUUGGUUGCAAGGCGAGAGCUCACAUCGGGGAGAGAGUGUGGCGGUUUUCUUUGCAUGGGCAAGCACCUGUCAACUCGGCGCCUGCCUUACGCCACUGACCGAUCUGCCGCCCUGUCUUUGUUCUUUGCAUAGCGAUGCAACUGCCGCGGCCAUGCGUGCCUCUGAUGGCGACGCCUCUACUCAGACCAAUACGCCAACAGCCGAAAAGGCAUCUCUGCUCCGGUUGCCGUUUUCUCGGUCACGCAACGUGUGUGUGCCCACUCCUUGUAUUGUUUGCCUACUUCUGUGUGUGUGUGUGUGUGUGUGUGUGUGUGUGUGUGUGUGUGUGUGUGUUUUCCAACCAGGGUCACCCAGAGGCACCAGAGCGGCAGACGGGAAGAAGAUGAUGAUGAUGGCGACGACAGGGACGCUGCGGCGAUUGGCCGCCGUGGGCACGCGCCGGGACCUCAGUACCAGCUUGGCGGCGGCUGCGCGCGUUGGUUUUAUUGGCCUUGGUCAAAUGGGCAACCGUAUGGCGAAGAACGUCGCCAAGGCCGGACACGAUCUCGUCUUGUACGACGUGAAUCGCCAGUCCGUUGACGAGGUGGCAGCCACGUCGGCCAAGGCUCGCGCUGCCGACUCGGUCGCCGAGGUCGCUGCAGGUGCCGAGGUGGUCAUUACCAUGUUGCCGGAAGGCUCGCACGUUCGGGGCGUGUAUCAGGGCGACCAGGGCCUUUUUGCGGCGGCCUCGCCCGAUACACUUUUCAUUGAUGGUUCCACCAUUGAUGUGGCCACGGCCACCCUGCUGGCUCACGAGGCUGAAGAGAGUGGCCAUGCCAUGCUGGACGCCCCCGUAUCUGGCGGUGUCGGAGGCGCUGAAGCUGGCACUCUGACCUUUAUGGUCGGCGGCACGCCGGCCGCCUUUGAUCGUGCGGCCCCCGUUCUCGCCUCAAUGGGCAAGAAUGUCGUGCACUGCGGUGCCAACGGAACGGGGCAGGUUGCCAAGAUGUGCAACAACAUGCUUCUGGCCAUUGGCAUGCUCGGCACCUGCGAGGCUAUGGCCUUGGGUCAGCGCAUGGGCAUGGACCCAAAAGUUUUGGCCGGUAUCAUCAACACCUCCACCGGCCGCUGCUGGUCCAGUGACACCUACAACCCAAGCCCCGGUGUAAUUGAUGGCGUGCCCUCCUCACGCAACUACGAGGGUGGCUUUGCCACCGAGCUUAUGGCCAAGG